AUGGAUCCUAAAUCAGCAAGCAACCUUUCUUUCAUCCUCAAUAAGCCCCAUGAUGUCCAAUUCUCAGACAGGCCCGUUCCGUCCCUCCAAACACCCCACGAUGUCCUCGUCGCCGUGAACUACACCGGAAUUUGCGGCUCGGACGUUCACUACUGGGAGCACGGUGCUAUCGGCCACUUCGUUGUUAAAGAUCCCAUGGUUUUGGGCCACGAGUCGUCCGGUACCGUCAUCCAAGUCGGUUCCGAGGUGAAAACAUUAAAGCCUGGUGAUCGUAUUGCUCUAGAACCAGGCUACCCCUGCCGGCGAUGCCAACCUUGCCUGAGUGGCAAGUACAACCUCUGCCCCGAGAUGCGUUUCGCCGCGACGCCUCCCUACGAUGGCACACUGACGGGAUUCUGGGUGGCCCCUGCCGACUUCUGCUACAAGCUGCCCGACAACGUCUCCCUGCAAGAAGGCGCUUUGAUCGAGCCCCUCGCCGUAGCCGUUCACAUCGUCCGACAAGCAGUCGUAACCCCAGGACAAUCAGUUAUCGUCAUGGGAGCUGGUCCCGUUGGUCUUCUCUGUGCAGCAGUAGCCCGUGCCUUUGGGGCGUCCAAGGUAGUCUCCGUCGACAUUGUCGAGUCAAAGCUCGCCUUUGCCAAGUCCUUCUGCUCGACACACACGUAUAUUAGCCAACGUGUGUCCGCGGAGCAGAACGCAGCCAAUAUCCGGAAGGAGGCAGACCUUCCUGACGGUGCAGAUGUGGUGAUCGACGCAAGUGGCGCGGAGCCUAGUAUCCAGGCGAGCUUGCACGCGGUGCGCACGGGCGGCACAUACGUCCAGGGCGGCAUGGGCAAGUCGGACAUCACAUUCCCCAUCAUGGCCAUGUGCAUCAAGGAGGUCACCGCUAAGGGAAGCUUCCGGUAUGGCAGCGGUGACUACAAGCUUGCCGUCGAGCUCGUCGCCGGCGGCAAGGUCGACGUCAAGAGGCUCAUCAGCGCCGUUGUUGCGUUCAAUGAGGCUGAGGAAGCGUUCAAGAAGGUCAAGCAGGGUGAGGUCAUUAAGAUCUUGAUCGCGGGCCCGAACGAGAAGGGCGCCGCUGCUGUUGCUGCUAAGGCUUAG
Messenger RNA from Daldinia loculata, 1101 nucleotides. RefSeq names its product GroES-like protein. The transcript has 2 exons. Gene Ontology annotation, biological process: D-sorbitol catabolic process. The record is from RefSeq and is a predicted model, not a curated record. NCBI's taxonomy places the organism in Eukaryota, Fungi, Ascomycota, Sordariomycetes, Xylariales, Hypoxylaceae. Gene Ontology annotation, molecular function: L-iditol 2-dehydrogenase (NAD+) activity; zinc ion binding. Bases 1 to 1101 code for a protein of 366 amino acids.